Messenger RNA from Phanerochaete carnosa HHB-10118-sp, 1104 nucleotides. RefSeq lists its product as uncharacterized. Gene Ontology annotation, molecular function: 5'-deoxynucleotidase activity. The record is from RefSeq and is a predicted model, not a curated record. NCBI's taxonomy places the organism in Eukaryota, Fungi, Basidiomycota, Agaricomycetes, Polyporales, Phanerochaetaceae. Gene Ontology annotation, cellular component: cytoplasm. Bases 9 to 614 code for a protein of 201 amino acids. The transcript is spliced from 9 exons.
CCGCUUUCAUGGCUUCUGCCCGCACGUUUCCUCCCCUGUACAAGUCAAGCGGCGAUGCUGCAGUCGAUAGGCUUGAAUUUUUCCACAUCCUUGAAAGGUUGAAGACGCAGAAGCGCACAGGAUGGGUUGACCAUAAUGUUCCUGGACCUGAGAGCAUCUCAGAUCACAUGUACCGGAUGGCCGUCCUUGCGAUGUGCACAUCGGACAUGUCCCUGGACAUAUCAAAAUGUGUUAUGAUGGCUCUGGUACAUGACUUAGCUGAGGCACAAGUUGGCGACAUAGCACCACGAGAAGGGAUCCCUAAAGCUGAGAAGCGCAGAUUAGAAGCAGAAGCGAUGGAUAACUUCGUAUACGAGAUGCUACACGACAGCCCUGCAGCUCAGCGCAUACGUGCGCUUUGGCAGGAGUACGAAGCACAAGAGUCUUCGGAAGCGCGUUUUGUCAAAGAUCUGGAUCGGUUCGAGAUGGCUUCCCAAGCGUUUGAGUAUGAAAGGAACCAUGACAUGAAGACCCUACAGUCAUUCUUUGACAGCAGUCUGCCGCAUCUUAAGCAUCCCGAAGUUAAGCAAUGGGGCGAAGACCUCGCAGCAGAACGGGAACGGUUCCGCCGGUAGGGGUGUACCGCGAUAUAUCCUUCAAAAUCAUACAGGCACUGCAUCUCACACUUGGUUUCGCGCAUCGUACGGCUGCUCACAUUCUGGAUAUAGCUAUGUGGAAUAUGGGGACUUCACUUGAGCGCAAAUGACUUCACAGCGUCUAUGUUUCGUUUGACCCCCCCCCACCAAAAGAACAGAAAAGGAGGGGGAGUUAUGAUAGCUAGGGAGUAAUGAAAUAGAUAAUCGCAGACUACAUUACAGAGACAGCUCAACGUGCGAACUCGCUCGGUGCAAAGGGGGUCCGUGAUGCCGUGAGGGGAGGCCUCAGAUCCAAGUUCCCAUAGCCCUUCCGAGAGCGAAAGAAGGAAACUAAUGAAACAGUUGAAGGUGAAAGUUUUGUCUCGUAGAGAACAAGCCAAACGGCUGCGAAGUAAUUUCCUCCUGUUGGCCAGAAUUCGUGAAUGGAUAGUAGAAGUCCGAAGUAAAUGAAACGAUAAACAUAACGAAA